AUGGCUACCCUCUGUCGAAGGCUAGUAAUUGUCGGAGAUACGGCCUGCGGGAAGACUUCCCUUCUUAGGAUGUUUAUGUAUAAUGAAUUCUCUAAAGAAUACCGGCCAACUAUUUUCGAUCACUAUAAUGUGGAAAUAAAAGCUGACCAUCGGCAACUUCAACUUGUGCUCCUCGACACUUCUGGCCAUAAGGAUUAUGAAAUCAUGCGCCCUCUGACCUAUGAAGGUGCGCAUGCUAUUGUUCUCUGCUUCGCUGUGAAUGAUAGAACGGCGUUAGACCGUAUCAAGGAGAAUGUAUAG
Messenger RNA from Aspergillus tanneri, 300 nucleotides. RefSeq names its product Rho GTPase. Bases 1 to 300 code for a protein of 99 amino acids. Gene Ontology annotation, molecular function: GTPase activity; GTP binding. NCBI's taxonomy places the organism in Eukaryota, Fungi, Ascomycota, Eurotiomycetes, Eurotiales, Aspergillaceae. Gene Ontology annotation, biological process: small GTPase-mediated signal transduction. The transcript is spliced from 3 exons. The record is from RefSeq and is a predicted model, not a curated record.